UAUACACUACAAAAUAUGAAAACAAACCUGUUUCUUUGGUUGGCUGUCAACUUCACUAUCAGAGUGCCAGUGUUAGUUUUAUCAACAUGAAUUAAGAAGGAAAGAAAAACAUAUUUUUAUAAAACCCAUCAGUGAAUUCAAACUUAUGAACUUAUAGUAGAGGCAUCUAGUUUUAUCCCUUGAUAAAUAGUAUCAUUCACUUAUCGGUUUGGUGUCAAUUGACGUUGGGUUACGCGGUUACCUAAGCGAAUCAAUGUGUAGGAAUUCAACAUUUCCAAUUGAUAGGAAGUCAUGAUACCAAGGUUAUCUCUAAAUCUGCUGAUGCUUGUGCUUGCGAACAGCAUUUGUUAUCACAACACCGAGGCCAGUACGCAUUGGUUGCUGAACACCAAUGGACAAAUCAUACCACAGCUCACCUCGCCUUUCUACUUACGCCGGUCUUACGAUUUGAUCGCAUUUCUCAACCAGAAUGUGUACAAGCAGAAAAUAGAUCUGAUUAUUAGCGAACUGUUAGCGAUUAAGUCAAAUCUCACCGCGAAGAUGAACAAUCUGGAUGCGUACACGAACGAUCUAACGAACAAGAUCGGAUGCAUACCGAACUUCUAUCUGGACGAAUCGGACAUUCUCAGUACGAUCAUCAAUAUGAACUACAUUAACAGAAUCACGGUUCCAGACCGAGGGUCAGCUGCUGCCGGCGCUGCUAUCAGCUCCCGCGCGGUCGAUGUGAAAGAAAAGAUUCCCUCGCCGAAAUGCGGAGACUAUAUGAAGCUUGAUUUUAGUGUGGCCAGUUUCGAUCAUCUGGACGGGGUCGCUAACCGAACGCAGCUUAAAAUGGCUCCGGAGGAAAUGUUUAAAUCCCUAGAAUACUACGUUCCCUCCGUGAAGUCGCCACAGGUGCUAGCCGACGAUCUGCGUAAAAAUCCUCAAUCAUGGAAGUACCACACGAUUGCAUCGUACUAUUGGCGCAAGAAAGGAAAUGGUAGGGAAGCCAUGGAGUGUGUCCGCCGAGCGAUCGUUCUAGCGCCUCGUAAAUACAAGGAUAUCCCAUUAUUAAGCAUGGGCACGAUUUUGCAGCGAUCACAGUACGUAAACGACUCGUUGGUAGUACUGCGGGCAGCAGUCGACCACGAACCGAACGAGCCGGAAAAUCAGAUGGCCCUGGGCAACACCUACAUGCUACUGUCCGAGUUUAAUCGCUCGUUCGAGGCCUACCGGGCGGCGGAAAGUCUAGACUCGGUGUAUGCCGAGCACAACGAUUACAUCAAGAAGUCGAUCAAUUGUUUUAAAGAUCUCAAAAUCAACCUGCUUACGAUGGAAAGAUUGCUGCAGGAUAUAAUCCCGGGCUUAGAGCGGUACGGGUCUCUCCAGAAAGAAUUCGACGAGUACCACGAAAAACUAGAUAGGGAACAGGCGCCUCUCAAGACGCGCGUAUUCGACGAAGCGUACAGCAAACAGGUCGACUUUCUGAUCCAGCGUAGCCAGAUCUGCACAACGCGGAUGACGAAGGAGAAGAGCGAACCGAUUCUCAGCUGUGACUUCAUUUCCGACGUGCAGAUGCUGAUGGAGGACUUCGCCGUCGAAAUACUGAACAACUACGUGGACCUGAAGAAGGAGCUCAUCAAUACGUACAAAAUCAACUCGCUUGGUAUCUACAAAAAAAUUUUUGUCGAACACUUCUGAUAGAUUUUCAGGGUGGGUGGGCAAGGUGAAUUUGUGCGUGUUCCACGUUGCUUUGUUUUAUAGAAAAGUAUAACUAUUGUCUUCUUAUUUAAAUAAAACAUAAAAAUGAAAUCAACUGCAAUGGUUCGUACAAAACAUGAAAAAAUAACAGAAUUUAACGGUGUAAAGCACAA
Messenger RNA from Wyeomyia smithii (pitcher-plant mosquito), 1853 nucleotides. RefSeq names its product tetratricopeptide repeat protein 17. NCBI's taxonomy places the organism in Eukaryota, Metazoa, Arthropoda, Insecta, Diptera, Culicidae. Gene Ontology annotation, molecular function: protein binding. Gene Ontology annotation, cellular component: cytoplasm; actin cytoskeleton. Bases 292 to 1680 code for a protein of 462 amino acids. The record is from RefSeq and is a predicted model, not a curated record. Gene Ontology annotation, biological process: actin filament polymerization. The transcript has 4 exons.